Molecule: messenger RNA, 1413 nt
Organism: Heterostelium album PN500
Lineage: Eukaryota; Evosea; Eumycetozoa; Acytosteliales; Acytosteliaceae
Product: Rcd1-like cell differentiation family protein
Exons: 3
Coding region: 1-1413 (470 amino acids)
Biological process (GO): negative regulation of translation; mRNA catabolic process
Cellular component (GO): CCR4-NOT complex; P-body; CCR4-NOT core complex
Source: RefSeq, a predicted model, not a curated record
AUGAAUAAUAUUACUGAGAAUGGAGGAGCAAUUAAUAAACAAUCUUUUAAUAACCAUAUUUUGUCUUCUUUUACUCAAAAUGAUAUUUUAUUUAUUAAGACACCAAUAAUGAAUUCACCAUCAUCACAAACAUCAUCAACCUCUUCAUCAACCACACAACCAAAUGAAUCGAGAUAUAAUAUUUUUGAUAAUCAAAAAAAUAAUAAUAAACAAAUAUCUCAAGAGGUUCCUACUUUUAAAAAUAUUGUUGACAACAAUGAUUUAUAUCAAUCACCAUUUCAAUCAAAAUUUCAAAAUCAAGAACAAUCAACAAAUAUUUAUAGCAAUUCUGAAGGAUCAAGUAGAAUUACAUCAGAAAAUAAUAAUAGGAAUUUAUUAAAUAUUUUUAAAAGUGAAAAUAAUAAUAAUAAUAAUUGUAAUAUUGAAUCAAUUAAUAAAUCAUUAGAAUCAAAUAUUAAAAAAGGAAUAAAAAUACCUGUCGGUGAAAAAACAAUCAAUCAGUUAAUAUUGGAUUUAUAUGAAAAUGAUAAAAGAGAAGAAACUCUAUCAGAGAUUAUCAAAAGAAAGGAUUCCAUUCCAAAUCUACAUUUAUAUAUUUCUUAUUCUCCAAUGAUAAUGACAAUUCUUCUUCAAGAGGUACUGAGUAUCUAUCGAUAUAUACUUCCUCCCAAUCAAAAGUUAAAAGCUAGAUCUUCCAAUCGGGUUUGUAAUACAUUGGCCUUACUACAAUUAGUAGCAUCAAAUUUAGAGUCAAGAUCGAUAUUAAUUAAAUCAAGAAUAAUAGUUUAUUUAUUUCCAUUUUUAAAGACCGGAUCACGAAACAAACCUUUUGAAUAUCUAAGAUUAUCAACACUCAAUGUAAUUAGCGCUCUUAUCAAGGUUGAGAUUAGAGAUGUUAUCAAGUUAUUGCUUGAUUCCGAUUUAAUAUCAAGUUGUUUGAAAAUUAUGGAGACAUGUAGUGAGCUUUCAAAAACAGUUUCAACAUUUAUAUUACAAAAAAUAUUGAAUGAAGAUGAAGGUUUGAAUUAUUUCUGUCAAUCACCAACUAGAUUACAACAGAUAUUUCAUUCUUUGAAUUCAAUGAUAGAAGCAAUGUUACCAGACCACAUGUCGUCUCGACUUCUCAAGCAUAUUGUAAGGUGUUACCUAAGAUUGAGUGAUAACCUAAAGGCAAGAGACAUGCUUUCAAAAUCUAUCAUGCCCGAGUGUUUCUCGAAUGGUCAGUUGAAUGACUUUUUAAAUCAAGAGGGUGAUAUGAUUGUAAAGCGAUGGUAUCAUCAACUUAUGACAAAUGUUUUCCCACAACAACAACAACAACAACCACCUAGAAGAAGUCCAUUCAAUCAACAACAGCAACAACAACAACAACAACAACAAUAUAAUAAUAAUAGAAGAGGUUUUAAUCGUAAAUAA